AAUAAAAAUUUCCAAAGAGAGAGAGAGAGCAGCACGCCCAGGCGAAGGAUCACACAUUCUCAGGUAGCAGAUUUAUCAUACAUACGUAUAUACAGAUGUGUUUGGAUGGAAACAGGAUGAUAAAAGUGGGUCCGGUUGGGAAGAGCGAUCCCAGCGUCGCCUCGAUUGUUCAAUGGGACGAUGCCGGUCGAACUGAAAUCUGUCAGAUAAUCUUGUCGGGAGGAGACAUGGGGAUAACUUCGAUCCAGUUCCAGUUCUUCGAAGACGGUAAACUCGUUUUAUCCAACAUCUACGGCCAAUCUUCUCAUGCGGGAAACAUUUUCGAAACCAUCGAGCUGAACUAUCCGGACGAAUAUAUAACCGGAAUCAGUGGCGAAUAUACGACCGAGCAGUUCACGUCGUACGGUCAUAGAAAUCCUCGGAUCAGAGCUAUCAAGUUCACAACCAAUGAAGCAGAGUACGGUCCGUUGGGGCGAGCGAUCGGCAUGUCGAGCGGCGUAAGAUUCUCGUUCAAGCUCGGGAAAUCUCCUCAGUUCGGGGGUUUCCACGGGACGUACGACACGACACACGGUCUGCAUUCGAUCGGCGUCUACUUGAAACCGAAAGCGUCUGUACAGUCCAAGAACCAUAAGGUCGAUCCGGCCACUGUUGUUGAGGAGCAGGCUUCGGUUAUUUCCUUGGAUCCUUGAUUCUGUAAAAUCUUGAUUUUCGUGUUUCCAUGCAUGGAACUCGGUAUGAUAAAUCAAUGCAGGUACGUGUGUGCAUGGAACUAAGAUCAUGCAUUUGCAUUCAA
Molecule: messenger RNA, 793 nt
Organism: Tarenaya hassleriana
Lineage: Eukaryota; Viridiplantae; Streptophyta; Magnoliopsida; Brassicales; Cleomaceae
Product: inactive protein RESTRICTED TEV MOVEMENT 1-like
Exons: 2
Coding region: 96-689 (197 amino acids)
Molecular function (GO): carbohydrate binding
Source: RefSeq, a predicted model, not a curated record